UAACUACAGAGAGGCGCUCUGCCGUACAGCAGGUGCGAAGCGCCGUCCAACGCUGAAUCGACGAUAUUUAUAAGCACAACGAAUAAACCAGCCAGCGAGGGAACAACCGACCCACUGCUUAUCGGUGUGAGCGAUCUGGAGCGAUUUACUGGGCUUUGAUCCAUUUUUCUAACGCGUAUCAAUAAUUUCAGGGGAGAUUUGUACAUUUACUUUGCGGAGAUUUGCCAGCAUUUUUUUUAUUAGAUCCUGAAUCCACAUACACAGGGGUGACUUUUCCCCAGUUCCCAUUAGGAACUGCCUCCUUUUUCCAGCGUGAGAUAUAUUUCCAAUUUCUUCUACUUGUCGCCCCAGCACUCCGCCACCCUGAAGUUCAUCGCCGUCCUGCUGGCCGCCGGGAUGCUGGCCUUCCUCGGCGCGGUCAUCUGCAUCAUCGCCAGCGUCUAUCCGAGCUCCUCGGCGGCUGCACCGCAGCCGCUGGCCGAUAACCAUUCCCUGGCCCCCGAUCUGGCGCACCGGCCCCUGUCCCCGGGCCCCGUGGCUCACGCCGGUCCUUUGGGCGCUCUCCACGGUCCUGAAUCGCUCAACGGUGGAGGUGUGGGGAUCGGGCUGGAGACGCCAGCGAUUAACGAGCUGAGCAGCUCCGGGAAAGCAGGGCUAGGAAAGGGGCAGCAGUUCAGUUUUAGUCGGCUGAUCUGCACGCCUGUGCCCAUCGGGGACUGCAAGUCCAAGAAGCAGGCCGACGACCCGUCGCUGUACGCCGACGAGGAGUAUGGCUCCUUCCUGAGCACAGCGGAGCAGCUCCGGCAGACCAUCCAACAGCAGAAGGAGCAGAUUCUCAUGGACCAACGAACCAUACGUGAGCUCACGGGCAAGUUGUCCGAGUGCGAGAGCGGCCUGGAGGAGCGCAGCCUGCAAGAAAGGAGCGUCGGACCGCCGGGCAGACGCCGCCUGAUGGCCGGGGACGACGUCAAGCCGUCGGCUGCGGAGCAUCUGCAAACCACGCACGCCGUGGAGGAGCUGGAGCGAGCGAUCCUGCAGCUUAAAGACCGCAUCGAGAUGCUGGAGUCGGAGCUUGGGCCCUCCGUCCAUAACCGGACAGAGGUGGGUGGAAAGGGCCCGGUGCACUCCACCUCCAGCGGGGGGGCGUUCGAGGCGGUGCGCUGGCGGGUGGAGAGCCUGGAACAAGAGCUGGAGCAGAAAUUAGAGAUGCUGGAGAAGGAGAGGGCCCAACUCCACAAGGAGGCUCACGACGGGCGGCAUGAGAUCGACGAGGGGCUCGAGGACCUGCAGCACCGCAUUCGGGAGCUGGAACAAAGUGUCUCCGAGUACAGCUACCCAGAGGGCUACAAACUCUCUUUCCCCAUACGCACCAACUACAUGUACGCCAUGGUACGGAGGCCGAUGCCUGAGCUGUACGCCUUCACCGCCUGCCUCUGGCUGCGGCCGUCCGGGGGGGGCAUCGGCACGCCCUUCUCCUACUCCGUGGUGGGGCAGCCCAACGAGCUGGUGCUGCUGCAGGGGGUGCACACCCCCGUCGAGCUGCUCAUCAACGACAAGGUGGCGCAGUUGCCGCUGUCCCUGCCUCAGGGGAAAUGGCAGCACGUGUGCGUGAGCUGGAGCCUGCGGGACGGGGUGUGGAAGGCCUACCAGGGGGGCAAGCUGAAGGGCGAGGGGGCGGGCCUUUCUGCCUGGCACCCCAUCCGGCCCGGGGGGGUGCUCAUACUGGGGCAAGAGCAGGACACUCUGGGGGGCCGUUUUGACUCCGCUCAGGCCUUGGUGGGGGAGCUUUCCCAGUUCAACCUGUGGGACCGGGUGCUGACUCCCAGCGAGGUGUCCGGCCUGGCCGACUGCAGCCAGGUCACGUUGGGCAACGUGGUGCCGUGGACAGAGCGGGACGUCGACGUGCUUGGGGGGGCCACCAAGGAGCCACUGGAGCCGUGCUCACAGCGUGCCGACGGGCAGCAGUGAGCUGGUCAGGAAG
Molecule: messenger RNA, 1981 nt
Organism: Brienomyrus brachyistius
Lineage: Eukaryota; Metazoa; Chordata; Actinopteri; Osteoglossiformes; Mormyridae
Gene: nptxrb
Product: neuronal pentraxin receptor b
Exons: 6
Coding region: 397-1968 (523 amino acids)
Source: RefSeq, a predicted model, not a curated record